AUGAUUGCAAAAAUCAAGAGACCGGAUAGACAAACGGUUUUCUCUGGUUCAGAGCACUUAAGUACAAACAGCUACAUAGUGUCACUUUGUAAUAUUCCAGAUAUUUGCACCACUACCAAUAAAAUUAUAGGCAUCAUUUGUUUAGCGUUGGCCUCGCCAGCUAGACUACCAGGUACGAAUUGGUUUUUAUUUGUGGUUAUUAUUAGCUUCAUAGCCACUGCAAUUUGGUCUUUCAUUUACCUUUUGUCUAUCAGAGAAGCCAUAAAUUUUCCGAUCAAUUGGAUUCUUACAGAAUUUUUCAACACUCUUCUUCUGGCAGUUUUAUAUAUGGUUGCGUUUAUUGUACAAAUUUCAGCGUGGUCGAGUAAUAAUAGAACAUACAACUCUUAUUACAAGAACCUUAACAUAUUUGCAGGGAUCUUUGGCUUGAUUAAUGUCGUUGUGUAUGCAGCUGGAGUUUACUUAAUAUUUAAUGAUUGGAAAAAAUCAAGAACUACAAGUCAAUAAUAAAUGAAUCCACUUUAAGACUAAUGCAUUAUUCAAUAGAUUAAUUAUUUUUUCCAACUAUUAUAAUCCUACCAAUACACAUAAAUGGAAAAAUAUUGGUAAAAUUAAAAUAUUAUUUUGCUUGUCAAACAAAUUUACAUAUAAGUAUUCCAAAGUUCCUUUUUUAAAUUAAAAUUUAUUUAGUAUAAAAUGUAUUAUAAAGAAUUAACAUCAAAACAAAUGUACUCCAAAUACAAAAAAUGUAUGAAAUUUAUUUAGUAAAUAGAUAUACGCACAUUAUUUCUAUUAUAUUUUUGUAUAAAACUGUUAUGAAUUUUUAUAUUAUUUUAAGAAUAAUCUGUCGCUAAAACUAAACAUUUUGUAAAAAAAUGUUCAUAAUUUAUUUUUAAUUGUAUUGUUUUAUGUUUAUCACGGGUACUAAAUUUAUUUAGUUACAACAUUUUAUAAAUGCGUGACUUAAGUGUUGCAAUUACAAAAAUUAUUUAAUUUAAUUUAUGUGUUACAUACAUUUUUUUAAAAUUAUUUUAGAAAGAAUUCGGUAUCCUGACCGACAUACAUAUUUAUAUUUGUUUAUUUUAUCGUUAUGUCGUACAGGACCAAAAAAAAAAUCAGGAUAUAUUAUAAGCUCAUUUUGAUAUGUUAUUGAAAUAAAAUUGUUCGUAGAACCAAUAAUGAUAGAUUUUUAAUUUAUUUAAAUUGUAUAUACGUACUAUUGACUAUCGAAUCAUUCGGACUUAUUAAAUCUGUUUGUUAAUAAAAUAUUUAUAUUUUUACUUAAGAACUAAUGUGGUAUUUUAUUUUUA
This is a messenger RNA of Daktulosphaira vitifoliae (grape phylloxera), 1310 nucleotides long. RefSeq names its product proteolipid protein 2-like. Gene Ontology annotation, cellular component: membrane. The record is from RefSeq and is a predicted model, not a curated record. The coding region runs from base 1 to 507 and encodes 168 amino acids. NCBI's taxonomy places the organism in Eukaryota, Metazoa, Arthropoda, Insecta, Hemiptera, Phylloxeridae. The transcript has 5 exons.